This is a messenger RNA of Aspergillus wentii DTO 134E9, 813 nucleotides long. RefSeq names its product pyridoxal 5'-phosphate synthase subunit PdxT. Gene Ontology annotation, molecular function: glutaminase activity. Gene Ontology annotation, cellular component: glutaminase complex; cytosol. Gene Ontology annotation, biological process: pyridoxal 5'-phosphate biosynthetic process; pyridoxine metabolic process. Bases 1 to 813 code for a protein of 270 amino acids. The transcript has 2 exons. NCBI's taxonomy places the organism in Eukaryota, Fungi, Ascomycota, Eurotiomycetes, Eurotiales, Aspergillaceae. The record is from RefSeq and is a predicted model, not a curated record.
AUGGGCAGUAUUACAGUCGGGGUUCUCGCCUUGCAAGGCGCAUUCAUUGAGCAUGUCCAGCUGCUGAAAAUCGCGGCGGAACAAGGCUCUUCUGCUUCGCAAUGGGAGUUUAUCGAGGUGCGAACCCCGCAGGAACUGGAGAGAUGCGAUGCACUUAUCCUGCCCGGUGGCGAGAGUACGACAAUUUCUCUUGUCGCAGCCAGAUCUAAUAUGUUGGAGCCAUUGCGGGACUUUGUUAAGGUCCACCGCAAACCAACAUGGGGCACCUGUGCCGGUCUCAUUUUACUCGCCGAAUCUGCCAAUAAAACCAAGAAAGGUGGCCAGGAGCUUAUCGGAGGUCUGGAUGUCCGGGUGAACAGGAACCAUUUUGGUCGUCAAGCCGAAAGUUUUCAGGCACCGUUGGAUUUGCCGUUCUUGGGGUCAUCGGAGGACACUGGCUUCCCCGCCGUAUUUAUCCGGGCACCUGUGGUGGAGAAGAUUCUACCCAACCAGGAAGGUGUCCAGAUUGACGAGAUUCAAAGAGACGAGACAGUCGUGGCCCCAUCCAGACAAGCGAAGGACCAGGCAGCCCGGGAAGCCAUGGCAGACCAAGUGGAGGUGUUGGCGAGUCUCCCAGGGAGGGCUGCUCGGCUAGCCAGCGAGGGACGAAACAUCGAUGCGGACAAAGAAACCGGAGAUAUCAUUGCUGUCAGACAAGGCAAUGUUUUCGGAACCAGCUUCCACCCCGAAUUGACAGGCGAUGCUAGAAUCCAUUCGUGGUGGUUGCACCAGGUAGAGGAGGCCAAGAAGCAAAGAAGCAAAGCAGAGCAAUGA